Molecule: messenger RNA, 996 nt
Organism: Auxenochlorella protothecoides
Lineage: Eukaryota; Viridiplantae; Chlorophyta; Trebouxiophyceae; Chlorellales; Chlorellaceae
Product: Nucleolar protein 12
Exons: 5
Coding region: 1-996 (331 amino acids)
Molecular function (GO): RNA binding
Source: RefSeq, a predicted model, not a curated record
AUGGCUCGCAGGAAGGAGGAGGUUCUCGCCGUGAUCACACCAGCCAUCCAGGAGGCUGCUGCCGCCCAGGCUGGGCCCAAGGCGCCCGACGCAGAGACUUGCACGGCUGGGGACGCAGACGCUGCGCCGGGUGCCAGCACCCAGCCGGAGCCGGUCGAGCGGAAGAUCGACGCGGCGCUGCACAGGACCGUCUUCGUGGGCAACCUGCCUGCCAGCGCGUCAAGGAAGAGCCUCAAGCGCCUGUUCUCCAGCUGCGGCGCGGUGGAGUCUGUGCGCUUGAGAUCGCUGGCCAUCAAACAGGACCUGAAGAUGCCGCGCAAGUCCGCGCUGCUGGCGGGGGAACUGGACAAGGACCGCGCCUCUGGCCACGCCUACGUGGUCUUCGAGGACGAGGCAAGCCUCCCAGCUGCCCUCGCCCUAAAUAUGAUGGAGCACGAGGGGCGGCACCUGAGGGUGGACAGGGCGGCAGCAAACCGCAGCGUGCAGAGCGCGGGCGGCGGCCCCAGCGUGUCGAAGGAGGAUGGGGUCGUGUACGACCCAACUCGCUCAGUGUUCGCAGGAAAUUUGCCCCGCAGCGUCGAGGAUGAGGAUGUGAUCCGAUUUUUCUCCGACGGCAGCAUCAGCAGCGAGCUUCGGACAGGCAUUGAAGCUGUGCGCGUCGUCCGUGAUCGCAAGACCACGCUUGGGAAGGGCAUCGCCUUCAUCCUGUACAAGACGCGCUCAGCCGCCCGCAGCGCAGUACUGCUGGACGGGCACGAACUGGGCGGGCGCAAGAUCAGGGUCACGCGCGUCAAGGCCUCUGCAGUGGGGGCGGGCGCGUCGCCGUGGCAGGGCGCCACGGCUGGACCCAAGCGCCGAGGCGUGGCCGCUGCGGGGGUGGCCGCCAGGUCAGCGAAGGGCCCAGCCAAGAAGCUCAAGCGGGCAUCGGAGGGGAAGCGGCCGGCGGUGGCGGCGAGGAAGGCGCGCACCCUCGCCAAGGCCGCCCGCAGGGCCUGA